AUUUCGGUCGAAUGUUUUAGUUUCGACCUCGGUUGAGCUGGAGACUCAUCUAACGGCUUUCUCAGCGGCAAGUUCGAAGUCAUGUCGCCUUUGAACGGUGGGUGGUGCAGCAGUUAUGGUCGACUCGGUCAUCGCUCGACUUGCGACUAAAUUGCGAGUGCAGAAAAUAGUGUUCACGGAAUUAACAGACCUCGAUAAUCCAAGUGUAAGCGAAUAAAUAAGUGAAAUUAUUGUGGCAAGCCAGCAAUAAAUCACUAAAUUAAUAGCACUGCCGAGCACCCGCGGCACACGCACAGCUGUUGUGUGUGAAAAGUGAGAAGAGGAAACAGAAGGAAGUGAAAUUGGCGGCAGUUUGACCGCAACAGCAAUAAAAUACGUCUGCAACCCACAAACGCACGCUCACAUACAUCCCGUUCGUCAUCGUCAUCGAAUCGUCGUGGUCCUCCGCUUCUCAGUCCCCGCCACGCCCCCCCCUUCGGCUCACGAGUCAUUGUGACAUUUGAUUUAUUUGACGUGUGUGUUUUUGAUAGAAGUUCAACACGAAACCGUCACACAAACACACGUACGCCCGCCGAGGAAUUUAUUCAGUGAACGAAAAUAAAAUCGCACUGGGCCGCCGUGAAACGAAAACGCCGCCAUAGAUGAGCAGCCGGACGGAAGACAGAAGUAUCGCCAGGACGUCCAAUAAUCAAAAUUUUGGAAAGCGAGCCGGGGUCUCCAGUAUUCCCGAAAAUGAUGCUGCACGAGGCCGUCAUGCUGGAAAUCUAUCGCCAGGCGCUGAGUGCAAGCGAGCUAACUAGUCCGCGAUGCCAGUCUCGGGAGUCCAACACCUCAGCUGGAGCAGUGGCUGGAACGGGCGAUGUGCGAUGUCCUUCGAAUGAAUCGCAUUGCUCGGCCAACGAUCUUUUGACCCCAGCAGCGACGCCCACCCUCACGCAAACCUGCGCUGCUAUCUCCCCAAACUCGGUGGGCCUUCCCCUGACGGCGACCCUUCCUCCUGCAGCUGCAGUUUCUCUGCUACCGCCCCAAUCCGCCGCCAUGGCCGCUUACCUAGCCGCUGCCCAACAAAAUCACCUUCUGCUAACGAAUCCUUUAGCGGCAGCAGCUUCCCUGGUCCAACAUGCAACGCAGCAGGCGGCGGGGCAGAAGGGGGAGUCACCGGCCCUGGAUUUUAGCAGAAAGCGGACUACGAGCGACGGGGACGAUGGUCAGGAAGAGGACCAGGAACAGGACCAAGAGCCCGAGCAAGAUGUCCAGGGCGAUAAUGGUCCUUUAGAUUUAUCUGUAAGCACAGGGAAAAGGCUAGCAUCGGACUCUCCGCCUGCCAGGAAGAUUCCAAGAAGUAUAUCGGCAGAAUACAAGUCCCCUCUACCACCUGGGAGCUGGAUGCCGCCCAUGAACCCAUACUUGGCGGCUGUAGCGGCUAAGACUUGCGGCUUGGCAUAUUCUAAGUUGGCACCCAGUGAGGCCAGCAAGGCGCUAGAGAAGAUGAGUGAGAUGAGCCGAUUGGAAACACCACCAGCAGUUGCCCGAAGUACAGCCGUCACAUCCUCUUCAGGAGCAGGAGUGCCUCUGGGAGGCGGUUCCAGCUCCAGUGGCCGGCACAGCGCGUGGCAGUCUCAUUGGCUAAACAAAGGUGCUGAUACUGCUAAGGAUGUGUUCAAGUGUGUGUGGUGCAAGCAAAGCUUUUCAACUCUGGCUAACUUAACUGCUCAUAUGAAGGAGACUCAGAAAUGCGGUGUUCAGAUACCUUCGCCGUUACCAACCGGAGAAGUCGGCCCUCCGACUUCUGCUCCUCCCACAAGGUUGGCCACUUCAGCCUCCAACUCGGCCUGCUCCAGCAGCAGCAGCUCCACCUCGAGCUCUUCAAACUCCUCAAAAUCAGAGUUAAAUAUGCUUAUUAAGGAAACUAUGCCCCUUCCCAGGAAAUUGGUGAGGGGUCAGGAUGUUUGGCUCGGAAAGGGCGCAGAGCAAACCCGCCAGAUACUUAAGUGCAUGUGGUGUGGACAAAGCUUCCGGUCGCUGGCCGAGAUGACCAGCCACAUGCAGGAGACGCAGCACUACACGAAUAUCAUCUCGCAGGAGCAGAUAAUUUCUUGGAAGUCGGGCGAUGAACGUGAAAGGCCGGCAAACAAUGGAGUUCCAUCUGCAUCCACAGCUGCUUCCCCUUCGACGAAUGGCACGGCUCCAUCAGUGAGUGCCGUGCUCACGUGUAAAGUUUGUGAUCAGGCCUUCGGUAGCCUAAAGGAGUUAAGCAGCCACAUGGCCCAAAAAUCACACUACAAGGAGUCACCGGCUCCGUCUGCUUCUCCACCAGCUGCUGGCACUGGCAAUCCAAAAAAAGGAAGGCAAAAUCGCAACGAGAAACGCAAGAAGUCCUUGCCGGUGAGGAAGCUUCUUGAACUGGAGCGAUCCGGCUCAAAUUGCAGUCUGGACUCGGCGCUAAAGCCCCUGAGGGACUUUGCUGCUGCCACCAAAAUUACCUGUGAAAAGUGUGGCAGUAAGAUUGAAACUGCGUUGUUUGUCGAGCACAUACGAAAGUGUCUGGGCGAAAGUAUUCCAAUACCUCCCCGUCGAUGUAACGCGGGAGUAGAGCGCCAGCCAAGUCCCAGUGUAGGACUAGGAGGUGAAAAAUCACCAUCAGUCCUAAGUGCCCUGGAGCAACUCAUAGAGAAGAGCUUCGAAUCGAGAACAAGCAGAACCAUGACACUAGGUGGCUAUUCCGAAGCUGGAACUCCGCUGGGAGCCAGCAUCCUGAAGCGCUUGGGAAUCGAGGACAGCAGUGACUAUACCAAGCCUCUAAUGGAAGCCCAGGCGAUGCACCAGCUCCGAUCCUCAUUCGCCUCGCGAGACCGCAGUGCCAGCGAAUCGAGCUCGGCCAGUAGGGUGGAAUCUUCCUACACCCCCGACAGACAGCAGGCCACACCCCGCAGAAGUCCAGAUACUCCUGCUCCGCCGCCUCCUCCUCCACCGCCCACCAUCAAAGCUGAGCCACCAGAAGCGGAACCUUCAGUGGGGGGCGAUCGAGAGAGCUGCAGCCCCCGGCAGCAGAUCCAAGUGAAGAAGGAGUUCAACAUUGAAGCGAGUCGGGAGAGUCCUCGAUCUAUAAGCGAAUCUCCUGCGCCGCAGACUGAAAGAUCUCACCCAGAUAAUGGCAGCCUACUGGCCUUGAACUCCAUGUUUGAUCAGCUCAGUGGAGUGGAGAGCAGCAGCAACAACUCGGGGAAUUGCUUUAACAACAACAACAACAGCAGCAGUAGUGUCUCCGCCCAGAAGCCAAAGUCCCAUCCCCUGGCUGCGCUGCAGAAACUGUGCGAGACAUCGGAUCCCCCAGGCACUGGCCCACGCAGUGGAUCGUCCGCAGGAUCGUCCGCAGGAUCCUCCACCGCAUCAACAACACUUUCCUCAGCGAACGGUAGCGAUCUAGUGGCCUUUAGCUGGGCCAGCAACGAGGCCGUUCUGAGUGCCAGUAAUGGUGGCUCCGGCGGCGAAUCGUCUCUCAUUAAGUGCUCCUACUGUGAUACUCCUUUUGCAUCGAAGGGCGCCUACCGCCACCAUCUCUCCAAGGCGCACUUUGUGAAAGACGCAGGCGAGGACUCUCCCAGACUCAAGUCCCCCUCUGUUCAGAGCCCUAAGUCGAUGCCCUCGGCCUCACCCAGGAGAUCAGCUUCCAGGAGUCCGGCGACAGGAUCUCAGCAGCCCCUUCCCUCUCCCACCAUUAAUCCCUAUGACGAGAGUCCUCAGUCUAAGUUCCUCAAAUACACGGAGCUGGCCAAACAGCUGUCCUCUAAAAACGCCUAGACACGACUAGAAGCUGUCGGAAUUUCGCAGAACUCUGGAUGCAAUUGGGCAACGGAGAACUUGUUACGUCGCCUAUGAAAAGAGAAGGAGAUUCUACUAGCGAAAGGUUCUGGCACGGAUUAAACAAAUUCGGUUACAGAUUGCAGACGUGUAAGCUAUAUUUUAUAAUCAGAAUCCUUUGAAUUAAGGCUAAAUUUGAAUUGUUUGCUUUACGAAGCUGGCUGUGUAACGGUCAUAUAAAAUCAAAAGUCCAAAUUACUUUAAACUGAAUAACGUAAACCAAAUAUGGUUUUUAUUCAUAAAAAUCGAAGAUACUUUCGUCAAUAUGUGUUAACAUAACUUUAGCAGAAAACUGCAUCGAUUUCGGAUCAUGAUUCUGAUCUGCACAGCUCUUGCUCUUUUGUCCGCUCUUUCUCCAAACUACAGAUGUUCUCACUGCCUCUCUCUCUCUUUGGCGCUGCACACACAGUCUCUUUAUGAUUUCCCCUAUUUUUGCUGAAUUUACCAGAACAUUUCUCCAGAUUCUCUCUUGAAAACUUGUUCCCCUUCGUCAGUGACGUCACAGCAGUGCUGGUCUGCUCUGUAUUAUUUCCCAAUCGGACAGUCGCAGUCUGAAGCACGAGCGAGAGAGGACUAUAGCAAGCUGGAAAUUCAAUUACCACCACUUUGACGAACUGCUGUCCAUCAAAGCGAGUCGGACAGGGAUGGCCAUAGUGGCCGAGUGACGAGAGGCGACGACACGAGUUCGUCAAAGUGGGAUUUGAUGGUGGCGAGAGAGACAGGCAUAGGACAGUGGGUGUGUAUAGAGCAGGAGUGCGAGUGGCUCUACUCAGUGUGAGUGUCAAAAAUGGACUUCGUUUUCGAGUGCAAUUGAAUCGGAUUUGAGUGCACUCAGGGAACAAGCCAACCAUUACUUGUUUAUUUAUCCUAUGCUCCUUGUCACAAUGAAUAACAUGAAAAAGGGUGCCAAAAAUCAAAACUGUUUAAAUUUAGAAUGAUAGCUAACCAGCUCAAUUGGUUCUUCUAAGCAAUAACAAAACAAAAGCAACGCAGUAUACGUAAAUCCUUACACUUAAACGAUAACCUCAAUGAUAGAACCAAUUAAUGGUUGCGUGCAACUCGUAGCGAUGCAUAUGUAGCCCUCAUAUGAAAAAAUGCAUUAAAUGAAUGUAAAUACGAGCCAAUGGCACUUUCCUUCCAUAAGUCUAAAGAUUACCGAUAUUUCCAUCAAUAUAUAGCCAAAGCAACGCAUGUAUACGGAAUCAAUUUUAAAAUGGUAUAUUCAUACAUAUAUUAAACUACAUAUAUAAAAAGCCAUGUAUAUUAGCAGUUCGAGUCUCAACAAUUACUAAGAACUUUGAAUCUCUAACCUAAGAGUUAAACCUAAGAAGAGGGCAAUUUAUGCAGAAUGUGAACCAUUUCAUAUUGUCCAAACAAUCACUUUUACCGUCUCUCUUCGGGAUAAUUUAUAUCUAUGAUAUAUGGUGAAUAAUAGUUACUAACUAUGUAUACGAAUUGUAUUUUAGUUUUUGUGAUAUUAUUUUUAAUCAAAGCCGUUCGCUUCCCCCCUGCCACGCACCGCAACAUCCCUUGUAUUUCCUGCAACAUCUCCCACCCGCUCCUCCGGAUUAC
This is a messenger RNA of Drosophila teissieri, 5433 nucleotides long. RefSeq names its product protein tiptop (gene tio). Gene Ontology annotation, molecular function: DNA-binding transcription factor activity, RNA polymerase II-specific; DNA binding. Gene Ontology annotation, cellular component: nucleus. The transcript is spliced from 3 exons. NCBI's taxonomy places the organism in Eukaryota, Metazoa, Arthropoda, Insecta, Diptera, Drosophilidae. Gene Ontology annotation, biological process: regulation of transcription by RNA polymerase II. The record is from RefSeq and is a predicted model, not a curated record. The coding region runs from base 733 to 3801 and encodes 1022 amino acids.